Messenger RNA from Penicillium roqueforti, 1722 nucleotides. RefSeq lists its product as uncharacterized. Gene Ontology annotation, molecular function: transmembrane transporter activity. Lineage: Eukaryota; Fungi; Ascomycota; Eurotiomycetes; Eurotiales; Aspergillaceae. Gene Ontology annotation, biological process: transmembrane transport. The coding region runs from base 1 to 1722 and encodes 573 amino acids. The record is from RefSeq and is a predicted model, not a curated record. The transcript has 4 exons.
AUGGACAACCGCCCAGUGCAAAUAUUACAGCCGCCCCAGCAAGACAUAUCUCAAAAGCAAAGGAUCCCGGGGAUUCAAGAGGACAGGUCACACGAGCUACAGUCCUUAGACCCUCCUGUACAGAGCCAUGAGCAGAGAACUCCCACAAUUGAGGAUCAAACCUCACGUUUACCAUUCCGACGUUUGCUAUCAGCCUACCUAUGUCUAGCGGCCAUCUACUUCAUCUCCACCCUAGACAUCAAUUCCGUGGCGACUGCUCUACCCGCCAUCUCCCGAUCACUCGACGCCGGGAACAGCAUUACUUGGACCGGUACGUCCUAUUUAAUGGGCCAGACCGCGUUCCAAGCGCUGUACGGUCGGCUUUCCGAUAUCUUCGGCCGCAAGCCCGUACUCUUGCUGAGCGUGGGCUUUCUCGUCCUGGGCGACAUCCUGUGCGGGUUCUCGCAGACCGUCACCUGGCUAUAUGUGUGCCGCGCGCUCAGUGGUAUCGGCGGAGGCGGCAUCAGCUCCCUCGUGCAAAUCACCGUAAGCGACCUGGUCAGCUUGAAGGACCGUGGUAAGUACCAGGGCAUGUUGAGCGGUGCUAUUGGACUCGGGGCUAGCACCGGCCCUUUCAUCGCGGCGGCUAUGUUGCGUGCGAACAGUCGUGAGGGUUGGCGGUGGAUCUUUUGGAUUCCCCCGAUUCUUGCUACGGGAUGUAUGGCUGUUAUGUGGAUAUGUCUUCCGCUGAAACCGGUGUCUGGUAGCUGGCGGGAAAAGCUGGGGAAAAUUGAUUGGCUUGGACUGGCUGCGGCCAUUGCGUGUGUGGUUUUCUUACUGAUCCCACUCAAUUCUGGAGGGAGUAUCUGGCCGUGGCGUAGCGCACUAGUAGUCUCCAUGCUAGUCGUCGGGGGCUUCUUCUUUAUCCUGUUCGCCAUUAUUGAGAAGCGCUUUGCGAAGAUCCCAAUCAUUCCGCUGCGUCUCUUUGGCCAGGUACCUACGGCUGUCAUCUACCUCCAAAGUGCUCUGUAUAACUCCGUGUGGCAAGUUGACAUGUAUUUCCUCCCCAUAUAUUUCCAGGAUGUGCGAGGCUACAGUCCACUCCAGAGUGCAGCCCUCAUUCUUCCAUUAUUGCUUUUGCAGAGCGUGGCCGGUGUCAUAUCUGGACCCGUAAUGACGAAGCUGGCUCGGUACGCUCCAGUGCUGUACUGCGGGAUGGCGCUGUGGACGUUGGGCGCUGGUCUCAAACUCCUUUUUUCUCGAACCACGUCCACAGCGGUGUAUGUAAUUGUCCUGAUUAUCGAAGGGGCCGGCAUCGGCUUUGUCCUUCAGCCUGCCCUCGUUGCAUUACAAGCCCUGUCCAAACCCGAAGACCGUGCCGUGGCCACCUCCACGCGAAACUUGAUGCGAAUGCUCGGGUCCGUGGUAGGCAUGGCCUUGUCGACCGCGAUUCAAAGCACGGUCAUGAAAGCAGCGUUGCCCGUUGAUCUGCCGGCAUCGAUUCGCGAGCAGGUUGACAGUGGUAGCUGGGAGCGGGGACAACCAGACACGGUGGGAUGGGAUUCCCAAAUCUUGGAUGCCAAAAUGAAAGGUGUCCGAGCCGUAUUCAUCAUGCUGGUUCCGUUGGUAGGCUUGUGUUUUCUCGGAUGUUUUUUCAUUCCCAAUAGGGAACUUCCAGGGGAUCCCAAGCGUAGCGAGAAUGGGGAGGCUAGUCUGCGCCAAAAUUCAACCCACAACCCAUAG